AGCAGUUAAUGGGCUGAACAAGAGCCGGCCCUACUCCCUCCCAAUUAGGAAUAGUGCCUCUCUUUCGCACUUCGCAUCGCACGCGGGACGCGAGAUUCCCUCCAUAGCUCCUCCUCUCUGGCUGUCUCGGCAACGACGGCAAGCCGACGACAACAUUUGGGAAGCAUCGACGGGAUCGGCGUACAAAGAUCUUUGAAAUUCCCAAAAUUUUCACAUACGUAAGGAAGGCUAUUAUUUUGAUUUAUCCGUGCAAAUUGCUACACAUGGGUGAUACAGACAAUUUCAGCCAGGGACAGGAUGAAAGGGAACAUUCUACUCCAAGACUUGUAGGAACUGGAAAUUGGGGUACAGCAACUGUCAUGGGUGUACUGGCUGGCAUACUUUAUGGAGGAAGCAAGGAGGCUGCUUCAUCUGUGAGCAAGGAUGCAGAAGUCAUGUUAAAGCUUGGGAGUACAACUGAUAAGCGUGAGCAGUACCAGUUGAUGAGAGAUGCAAUGGAGAAGAGGUUCAUUCAAGUGGCUCGCGGUUCUAUAAUUGGCGGCAUUCGUCUUGGCAUGUUUACUGCAACAUUCUACGGUUUACUAAACCUUCUUGCUGAUAGGCGUGGAGUUCAUGAUGCACUUAAUGUUGCUGGAGCUGGUUCAGCUACAGCUGCUAUGUUUGGCCUAAUACUACCAGGCUCAGUGAAGUGGCGUGCUAGAAAUGUCUUGCUUGGCUCUGCACUUGGAGCUGGAAUAUGUUAUCCUCUUGGAUGGCUUCAUAUUAAGCUUGUUGAGAAGGCAAAUAAACAGAUCCUACAGUCUGAUAGUACUGGGGCCACAAAUACUAGUGCAGUUGGCGCUGCAAUAGAGAGACUUGAAGGAAGUCUACAGAAAUGAAGUAUGAUCUUAUCCAACUGCUGCAUUUUGUUGUUCUCUUUGUUUGAGACAACGAGUUUCUAUUACAAGCGGGACACGGCACUGAAGGAAAAAGAGCAAGAUUUGAAUGCGAAAUAGUGUAAUUUGGGCAAAUGAUGAA
Messenger RNA from Phalaenopsis equestris, 1017 nucleotides. RefSeq lists its product as uncharacterized. The record is from RefSeq and is a predicted model, not a curated record. The coding region runs from base 264 to 878 and encodes 204 amino acids. Gene Ontology annotation, cellular component: mitochondrion. Lineage: Eukaryota; Viridiplantae; Streptophyta; Magnoliopsida; Asparagales; Orchidaceae. The transcript has 6 exons.